Ogataea philodendri is the source of this 966-nucleotide messenger RNA. RefSeq lists its product as uncharacterized. Gene Ontology annotation, molecular function: protein kinase activity; ATP binding. The transcript has a single exon. Gene Ontology annotation, biological process: protein phosphorylation; mitotic spindle organization; regulation of cytokinesis. The coding region runs from base 1 to 966 and encodes 321 amino acids. The record is from RefSeq and is a predicted model, not a curated record. NCBI's taxonomy places the organism in Eukaryota, Fungi, Ascomycota, Pichiomycetes, Pichiales, Pichiaceae. Gene Ontology annotation, cellular component: spindle pole centrosome; spindle microtubule; spindle midzone.
AUGGACGCGAUUAAAAGUCCGUAUUGGAGCCAUAAUUCUCCCGGGCGGCGGUCAAUGGGGUCUCGAAACUCCGUGUUCAAUAGACUAUCGCUGCGUAAGUCUGGUUUCAUGGAAUCCUUGCCCAAAAACUUGCACAAGAAAUGGAAGAUCUCUGACUUUGAGCUGGGACGCAAGCUCGGAAAGGGCAAGUUUGGCAAAGUGUACUGUGUUCGCGAGAUCGAAACAGGCUUUGUUUGUGCGCUUAAGGUGAUGGAUAAACGCGAACUCGUGAACUACAAGGUGGAGAGACAGUUUGUGAGAGAAAUCGAGAUCCAGGCAAAUGUUCGCCAUGUCAACUGUUUACGCCUAUACGGCUGGUUUUACGACCACAAGAACGUGUACCUUAUUCUUGAGUAUGCUGCAGAGGGCGAGCUGUACAAAUUGCUCAAGUCGAAAAAGAGAUUCGACGACGUGACCGCAUCCUAUUAUACCAUACAAGUGGCAAGUGCGCUAAGUUAUUUGCACAAAAAACACAUUGUCCAUCGCGAUUUGAAGCCGGAAAACAUUCUAUUGCAUUUCAACAACCAGAUCAAGCUGUCUGACUUUGGUUGGAGCGUGUAUGCGCCAAGCAACACCAAAAGAACAACAAUGUGCGGAACAUUGGACUAUCUCCCUCCCGAGAUGGUGGAGGCCAAAACGCACGACGAAAAGGUGGACGUCUGGGCGUUGGGAGUGUUGUUAUACGAGUUCCUUGUUGGAAGACCUCCGUUUGAGGAACAGAAUUCCAGCACGACAUAUAAGCGCAUUGCCAAAGUGGACCUUCGCAUUCCCUCGUUUGUUUCUCCAGAAGCAGCAGAUCUCAUUCGCAAAUUACUCACAUACGAGCCAGAAAAGCGUAUCAAGCUUUCUGACAUUGGCAGACACCCUUGGAUCUUGAAAAACCGUCUUCAUUGGCCGUCCACAUUCAUGAAUCUCGACAAAAAUUAA